CAGCUUUGCUCACGCAUACUCCGGAUGGUGGUCCGAGAACCACCUUAAUUGUGAGCUAAUAAGCUUGACCGCUUUUACUCCAUUGCCUCAUGCCACUCGGCUUGUGCAAGCAGAAAAGACGCCUGAAACUUGAAUCACCCUACCACCUCAGCUGCCCGCACCCUCGAAACACAACCGCAGUCCUGACUCCUUCCUUUCCCCUCCUCUCAGACCAUCCCGAAGAGAACAAUAACAAAAGAAGGGGUUCAGGUCAUUGAACUUCCCCCGCCGGGGGCCAGACAAAAUCCAUAUACCUAGGUACCUAGGACUUUUCAAUAUGGGCUGGUAUUCCAUCCUACCGACCCAUCUCACCGUCUACGAAACAUGGAUCAUCCGCGCAUUUCUCCUCCUCUCCAUCCUCAACCUUUUACCCUGGGUCAUUGCCGUCAUCUACGAUAUUCUAUACUAUAUAAGUCGACAAAUAUGGCACGAAGUGCCUAUUUGGGGUGGACGUGCAAGAGGGCAGAGAAGACCGAGGGCACCGACUUUAAGAGGGAGGGAUCGAGGGAUGAGUUUUAGAGAUAUAGUUACUGGUGGUGGUGGAGGAAACAAUACUGGAGAUGAUAUUGGUCAAGAUGAUGAGGGUGAGGAUGACGGUUAUGACGAUGACUCUGCGCAAUUGCAAUCGCAAUCGGCAGGGACGACGACGACGAAGAAGAAGCAGAGUGAUGGCAGUGGAGUGAGGAAACGGACGACAAAAGACAAAGAUGAUGAGGAAGAACGGAAAUCAUGACGGUGAUACAACAUAUAUGAAUAAGCAUUUAUUACAUCUGGUACUGUUGAGUCAUGCUGCAUGCUGUCGAGUUCGAAUUGAGAACGACACACGAGUAUGAGACCAAGUCGAGAUGAAGGACAGGAAACAGGAAGACACGCCUCUUCUGCCAGCUAAGCAUGGUAUGAACAGAACACACCAAUACUUGUCUCGCCGGAGGCAUGCAAAAACAAAAGCACAAUCUCCAUCCAUUCAUGCGACGACAAGGAUCAUAUGCCAUGACAUGUCUUGCCGCUUCGGUACGGUAUGGGAUCUCAGAUAUCAUGUUUUGGACUCUUCGACCAUUAGCCAGUCUAUCCUGGUUUUCUUUGCAUGACUACCGAUGGUUAUGGUUAUGGUUAUGGUCAUGGUCAUGGUCAUGGUCAUGGUCAUGGUCAUGGUCGACUAUGUGCAUGCACUGUACAGCAGGGAUGAUUCGAGUCGGCUUGACGAAUAUCCGUGAUGCAUGUUCGAUGGAUCAUACUAAUGUAAUGAAUUCUCUCCUGUGUACCUGGUAUCUCUGUACACUUGGCACAAGCAGAAUGGGUAUCUGGUCUCUCUAUCUUCUCGUAAGAUGGAUGCUUAGGGAUAGCCCAAAAACCAAAUGACCUGCCAAUAAACCCGCGUUUCUCAGUCAUAAA
Molecule: messenger RNA, 1431 nt
Organism: Exophiala mesophila
Lineage: Eukaryota; Fungi; Ascomycota; Eurotiomycetes; Chaetothyriales; Herpotrichiellaceae
Exons: 2
Coding region: 317-772 (151 amino acids)
Source: RefSeq, a predicted model, not a curated record